Rattus rattus (black rat) is the source of this 2749-nucleotide messenger RNA. It is a transcript of the gene Armc3, whose product is annotated as armadillo repeat containing 3. Lineage: Eukaryota; Metazoa; Chordata; Mammalia; Rodentia; Muridae. Gene Ontology annotation, molecular function: protein binding. The transcript is spliced from 19 exons. Bases 37 to 2631 code for a protein of 864 amino acids. The record is from RefSeq and is a predicted model, not a curated record.
AAGGAGCCACUGCUUAGGGACUUGACUCCGCACAGGAUGGGUAAAAAAAUAAAGAAGGAAGUUGAACCUCCCCCGAAGGAUGUGUUUGACCCACUCACAAUUGAAAGCAAAAAGGCAGCCACUGUGGUGCUGAUGCUCAAAUCUCCGGAGGAAGACAUCUUAGCUAAAGCCUGUGAGGCCAUCUAUAAGUUUGCUUUGAAAGGUGAGGAGAAUAAAGCAACUCUCCUUGAACUUGGAGCUGUGGAACCUUUGACCAAACUGCUCACCCACGAAGACAAAAUUGUAAGAAGAAAUGCCAUGAUGAUCUUUGGUAUUCUGGCUUCUAACAGUGAUGUUAAAAAGCUACUGAGAGAGUUAGAAGUUAUGAGUUCUGUGAUUGCUCAGCUCUCCCCAGAAGAGGAAGUGGUCAUCCAUGAGUUUGCUAGUCUUUGUCUCGCGAACAUGUCCGUGGAGUACACGGGGAAAGUACAGAUAUUUGAGCACGGCGGACUGGAGCCACUUAUCAGACUGCUGAGCAGCCCAGACCCGGAUGUGAAGAAGAAUUCUAUCGAAUGCAUCUACAACUUGGUACAGGAUUUUCAGUGUCGGACUACACUUCAAGAGCUAAAUGCCAUCCCUCCGAUAUUAGAGCUGUUGAAGUCAGAGUACCCCAUUAUCCAGCUGCUGGCUCUCAAAACCCUGGGUGUCAUCACGUGUGAUAAGGAGGCUCGGACGACACUGAAGGACAAUCAAGGGCUGGACCACCUCACUAAGAUCCUGGAGACCAAGGAACUGAACGACCUGCAUGUAGAAGCACUCGCAGUGAUAGCCAACUGUCUGGAGGAUAUGGACACAAUGGUGUUGAUGCAGCAGUCAGGGAGCCUCAAAAAAGUCCUGUCCUUUGCAGAGAACUCCACAAUUCCUGACAUCCAGAAGAACGCAGCCAAAGCUAUCACCAAGGCAGCUUAUGACCCUGAAAAUAGAAAAAUUUUUCACGAACAAGAGGUUGAAAAAUGCCUGGUGACCCUCCUGGGAUCUGACAGUGAUGGGACCAAGAUUGCGGCUUCCCAAGCUAUUUCAGCCAUGUGUGAGAACUUGAGCUGUAAAGAAUUUUUCAACACCCAAGGGAUUCCACAGAUAGUUCAGUUGCUCAAAAGUGACAAUGAGGAGGUGAGGGAAGCCGCUGCACUGGCCCUGGCAAACCUGACUACCAGCAGCCCGGCAAAUGCCAAUGCUGCUGCAGAAGCAGAUGCCAUUGACCCGCUGAUAAACAUCCUGUCGAGCAAGCGGGAUGGAGCCGUUGCCAAUGCUGCCACGGUGCUGACCAACAUGGCCAUACAGGAACCUCUGCGAGCUAUCAUCCAGAACCACGAUAUAAUGCGCGCACUGCUGGGCCCGCUGCGCUCCACCAACACUGUGGUGCAGAGCACCGCAGCGCUCACUGUGGCUGCCACUGCCUGCGACGUGGAGUCCCGCAACGAGUUGAAGAACUGCGGCGGCCUGGAGCCCCUGAUUGAGCUCCUGCACUCCAAGAACGACGAUGUCCGAAGGCACGCCAGCUGGGCUAUAAUGGUCUGUGCCGGUGACGAGCUGAUGGCCGUUGAGCUGUGCAGGCUCGGGGCCCUAGAUAUCCUUGAAGAAAUUAAUCGAUCAUUAAGUCGGAAAAAUAAAUUUAGCGAGGCAGCCUAUAACAAAUUACUCAACAACAAUCUUUCUCUGAAAUAUAGCCAGACUGGCUAUUUGUCAUCAAGCAACAUAAUUAGUGAUGGAUUCUAUGAUUACGGUCGGAUAAAUCCUGGCACCAAGCUUUCACCACUGAAGGAACUGUGCUUACAGGAGCUGAAUGAUCAACGUGCUAUUCUCCUAGUCAACAAUAAAUCUGACAUCUCCCCACCUCCAUCUAUGGAGGACAAAUCGUCAGACGUUGGCUAUGGACGAAGCAUUUCUUCCUCAUCUUCCUUAAGAAGGGCAAGCAAGGAUAAGGCCAAUGCUGGAUUUGGAUCUCCCACAGAAGAAAAAUCAGAGCCGGCAUCAGGACGAAACACGGUCCUUAGUAGAGGUGCCACCAAAGAGAAAGGGGCAAGGAAAGGGAAAGGGAAAAAAGAAGAGGAGAAGGUGAAAGAGGAAGAGGAGGUCCUGGCAGUGCCCAAGCUCACGGAAAGCCCUGAGAAAGAGUGGUACCCUCCUCCUGACCCUGAGUUCUGUUUGUAUGUCCUGGAGGUGACCAAGACAAUACUGCCCAUCGUCAACAUUAAGGAGCAGAUUGAGGCUCUUGCCAAGUUUGUGGCAGAUAAAAUGGGCGGUAAGAUUGCAAAAGAGAAGCUAGCUGAUUUCAGCUGGGAACUUCACAUAAGUGAGUUGAAAUUUCAACUGAAAUCCAAUGUCAUACCAAUUGGAUACAUCAAGAAGGGGAUCUUUUAUCACCGAGCACUGCUUUUCAAGGCACUGGCUGAUAAAAUCGGGGUUGGCUGCAGCCUGGUGCGUGGUGAGUACAGCCGAGGGUGGAACGAGGUGAAGCUGGUGAACGAGGCUCGGAAGGGCAUUAUCGGGAACCUCCCCCCACCAGACGAGUACAUCGUGGACCUCAUGUUCCACCCGGGGACCCUGCUGAAGCUACGCAGCAAAGAGGCCGACCUCUACCGCUUUCUGUAGUCGUCAGAGGAACACAAAAGCACCCAAACCAGAGAUUGUCCUCCUGUGUUCUUUAAGGGGGCUUUAGCCGUUUAGAUAACUUCAAAUAAAAGUAUUAGAAAUGGUUCUUGUGUAGAAA